Molecule: messenger RNA, 1413 nt
Organism: Paramecium octaurelia
Lineage: Eukaryota; Ciliophora; Oligohymenophorea; Peniculida; Parameciidae
Source: the annotation of a GenBank genome assembly
AUGUAUAUUGUUUUAAUAUUUUAAUUGGCAUUAGCAGAAUUAUUUACAAUAAAAAAAGAAGAGUUAAAGACCUUAUUCGCGUUGCCUAUUAAUGGAUAGGAUUUCGAACUGCAAACAAACAAUGACGAAUGGAAUGUAUGUCAAUUGUAGGAGCAUUAAUUAAAAUUACAAUAUACUUAAUACGAUGGCAACAAUAAAAGCAACUUGGCUAUGUUAUCCCUUUCUUAGCACUCCAUCUUGGUGUUGACUGAUGAUCGACAGAUCAAUUAUUUUCAAGACCAAAUCCUUUUUUGGCAAUACGAGAUUCCUACAAGUAUAGAUAUUCAAAAUGCCACCAUGAGAUAUUGCUAAGUGACGUACCUUGUCUAUUUCAUAUCGAAUCAAGUAUAUCGAUUCAAUCCUUAUGAUAAAAAUUUCCAAGAAUUCGAAAUGUUCUUAAAUUACUAGCCUCAACAAAUAGAAAUAUGUGAUCAAUAUAUAUUUGUGCUCAACUAGGGCUUAAUUACUAUUUAUAGCAACAACGAUCAAGUUUACUAAAUUCAGAUGAAGAACUCAGACAACAUUACGCAUUUUGCUGUAAUAAAUAACAGUAACAAAAAUGGAUAUAACAUCUAUAUUUUGGACAAGUAAACAGGAUUGCAGAAGAUUGAGUGGAAUCUCACAACUCACACAAUAACUCAGUUGGAUUUAAUACAGAAUGGAUUGACUAUGGGCAUUUCUAAUGAAAGCAACAUUUACGUAGCAUAUAAGAGAUAAUAUAAAUAUAUUAUAGCUCAAUAUUAAAUAAUUGAUUCACAAUUACAGAUCGUUAGGAAAUUGCAGAGUAAGAAAAAAAUCCAGAAAAUCAUUGCAUUCAAAGAGUAUACGUUAUUUCUCACAAGCAAUAAAAUAGAUUUGCUUUACGAGAAUAAAAUAUAUAAGAUCCUAAAAUUUGGAAUCAAGGACAUUCAAAUAAUUGGUAAUAAGAUUAUGGGAAUAAGCUUUUUCGACAUAUUUUAGUAUCAAUUUGAACCAAUUCCUAAUUCUGUGUAAUGUUUUUAUCAUCUAGAUGAAGAGAUUCCAUACGCUUUGGAUUACUCAUUAACUUUCAAUGAAAUAAACAAGACCAUUCAUAAGAAAAGGAUAGAAUUUUCAGUUGAAGUAUUCAUUCAUAAAUCCAACACAAUGAAAAUAGUCUUGGGUUUCCUUCUGAGUGGAAUCCUAUUAAUGUUGAUCCUAUCAUAUACAUUCUUGACUCUAAAGUAAAAGAAUCUCUUAAUAAAUGAAAUGGAAUCCAAUCUCAAGAAAUUUAAAGUCAAACAAGUGCCACUCUUUAAAAGUUUGGAAUGUGUCAUAAGUCCCAAGGGAUAGCAUUCCAAACUUUAGAGUUUCGAUCAAACAUCCAAUUUUGAUUUAAAUAAGGUGAGAAACUGA